CCCUAUCUCCGUCUUUCUCCCUACCGAUGCACUUUGCCUCUCGUUUCCGUCCACUCUCCACCACCGACCCCAAGCAUCUUUCAUCUUGAUUUCUUGGUCCUGUAGACCCCAUUCCUCCACAUCCCCUUGCUCUCCCUGCCCUCGAGGGGACUUGCAGCGCUGAUGACUUGAAGAAAAAGCUCGAGCCGGAGAGCAUCCGUCAUCCAUUCUCACUCAACCUUCCUCUCCCUCUCCUCGUCCCUCUACAACACUCCCUCCUCCUACCGCUGCGUCCAGCGUCACUGCACUAUCCCAUGCACUGAGACGGAUAGCACUUCCAGAGGAUGACAGGCAAAGCCCUCUCAGGACCAGCACAGGGGCACAUGAAUGUUCUGUGACCCGCUAUGUCACUUGUGGAGCAGCACUGAGGAAGGAUCCUUGCUGUGUGGGAGAUCGUUGCUGUCCUGGUGGUUCUUUUUCCAACUGUGAGAAGACCAGAAUUCUGAUUUCAAAGGGCUUUUUCUGACUCCCGGGAUGGAUCCUGGUUGAAACUAAAUCUGGAUUUGGAUGUGGAUUAGAAUGUGGCUUCCCAAAGUUUGAGCACGUAGAGCACAGUCGGACCACUGCAUAUAUUUGGAUUAAGCAGGAUGCCAAAGUUGAGUAGUCAUAGGAGUAAAACAUCGGGCUGGCCCCCGCCUGGACCAGGCUCUUGGGGUGGACUGCAGGGGCCACCGUAUAGCUGGGACAGCAUGAGCAGCACCAGGGAGGGCCGGGACCUCCUCACCAACCAAGUGUCCCAGAGCAGCUCCCUGGAGGAGGUUCACCAGGAUGGCGUCCCCCCUGCUCCUCGCCUGGUGGAAAUGAGGCGAGACCCGGUGCUAGGUUUCGGAUUUGUGGCAGGCAGUGAGAAACCGGUGGUGGUCCGCUCCGUCACGCCAGGUGGUCCAUCAGAGGGGAAGCUGAUGCCAGGCGAUGAGAUCAUCAUGAUCAACGACGAACCUGUCAGUUCUGCUCCGCGGGAACGAGUUAUCGACCUUGUCAGGAGCUGUAAAGAAUCCAUCUUGUUGACUGUUGUCCAACCAUAUCCUUCUCCUAAAUCAGCGUUCAUCAGUGCAGCCAAAAAAGCCAUGCUCAAGUCCAAUCCAGUCAAAGUGCGCUUUGCAGAGGAGGUCAUUAUAAACGGCCAGGUUCCAAACCCGGUGAAGGACAAUUCACUGCUGUUCAUGCCAAAUGUCCUGAAGGUCUAUCUGGAGAACGGGCAGACCAAGUCGUUCCGCUUCGACAGCAGUACCUCCAUCAAGGACGUGAUUCUAACCCUGCAAGAGAAGCUGUCAAUAAAAUGCAUUGAGCAUUUCUCCCUCAUGUUGGAGGACAGGACGGGGAGCUCUGGAAGCAAGCUGCAUCUGUUGCACGAACAAGAAAUGCUUUAUCAGGUGACUCAGAGACCUGGCUCCGAGAAAAUGAAGUGUUUCUUCAGAAUCAGCUUUGUGCCCCGAGAUCCUGUGGAGCUGCUUCGGCGAGACGCUGUGGCGUUUGAAUACCUCUACGUACAGUGCUGUAAUGACGUGGUCUUGGAACGGUUCGGUCCGGAGCUGAAGUAUGAUGCGGCACUGCGACUGGCAGCUCUGCAGAUGUAUAUCCUCACCAUGACGACCAGACAAACCCAGAAGGUGUCACUCAAGUACAUCCAAAAAGAGUGGGGUCUGCCUCUGUUCCUGCCUCCCGCUGUGAUGUCCAACAUGAAGGAGAAAAACAUAAAGAAGGCUCUGACACACAUCCUCAAAACCAACCAGAAUCUUGUGCCUCCAGGGAAAAAACUCACUGCUUUACAGGCCAAGGUGCAUUACCUGAGGUACCUGAGUGAACUACGGCUCUACGGAGGAAGGGAGUUUCAAUGCAUACUCUUGCAAGGGGAAAAACAGACGGAUGUGACGCUGCUAGUGGGCCCUCGAUACGGCAUAAGCCACGUCAUUAACGCUCGCACCAACCUUGUGGCUCUUCUGGCUGACUUCAGCCAUGUCAACCGGAUCGAAAUACUGACUGAGGACGAGACAAACGUCCGUUUAGAGCUUCAUGUCCUGGAUGUCCGGCCCAUCACGCUGAUCAUGGAAUCCAGCGAUGCAAUGUACUUGGCCUGUCUAACAGCUGGCUACUACCGCCUCCUGGUGGAUGCUAGACGGUCUAUCUUCAAUAUGGCCCACUGCAACAGCACUGAAGCGGAUGACACUUGUCAGGAUCGUAUCUUGGAGUGGCCGUAUAGCACAUCUUUCGGGGAGGAGGAGGAGCCGUCCUUCAGACAACCAGAGAUCUACAGCCAGGAUUAUCCAGACAACACCCCUGUUGAAAACUGUAUUUCAUCCUACUCCUACGACCACCCCGAUAGCGAGCAAAGGACGCAGAGAAGUCCGUUACCUCCUCCUCUUCCUCCUGCAACCAGGCACAAAGUUCAAGACUCGCCGCGAACUGCCAAAGUCUCAUUUAUAUUUGGGGGAGAUCCACCUUUAAAAAAGCCCAAGAAUGUGGGCUAUGAAAGACUCAUGGAGAGUCCAGACAGAGCCCAGCGCAGACCCCACUACUUGCACAACAACUCAGACUAUCAAGCACAAGAGAGGAUGCCAUUUCAGUUCAGUGACUUGACCCAUGUCUAUAGCAACAUCAUCAUUACUGAGGAAGGUGAGGAGCCUCUCCUUCGAGAUCUUUUAUAUCGUGACACAACAGACGAUGCGGAAGACGACGAUGACGCUUCCUGUGAAGAAGACUCAGUCGGGACCCCCUUAUGCAACGAACGUGCAGGAAGAGACAGGAACUGCAAUAACCAGGGAAGCGGCUCAGCCGCAGCUGCAGGAAAAGCUACUUUCAUUUCAUUUUCGGGGUCUACCGAUGACAUCAUUGAUCUGACAUCUCUGCCUCCCCCCGAGGGUGACAACAGCAUCGAUGAAGAUGAGGAUGACACACUGCUGCAGUCCUUGAAUCUCGCGAUUGCUGCCCCGCCACCUGGCUUCCGAGACAGUUCGGAUGAGGACGCAACGCCGGAGGGCAGACCACUGAGCACAUGUGACAAUGAUGACCUACCAGUAUCCUUAAUUGAUGCCGUCCCCACACACGAGGAAGGUAGUAAAGCUGGCGACAGGCUGGAGAAUGCAGUUAUGAACACUUUACAGAGACUUGAGGAUCUGUCAAUCUCAGAGCGUAGACCUCCUCCUCCUCCACCCACCAACAAUCCAGGUGGAAACACAUCACAAGGCCUUAGUCCGCAAUCUUCUUCAGAUUCCGGCAAUGAGACAAAUUCCUCUGAAAUCACAGAAAUGUGUGACGUAGCCGGAUCUCACAGGCACAGUGAGAGCCACAUGCGGCUGCUAGUUGCUACAAGGGAAGGAUACCAACCUUUGCUGGAAGAGAAAACAGAGUUUCCGGUUUCCCCGUGUACAGGGGGAACUAUUCCGAAGAAGCCCCGCAGUUCAUCAAAGUAUCUCCAGCCCCCAGUGGUUCCACCGCGACGAAGCCCCCAUUUUGAAACGUCAUCAUUAGGCCAAGAUCUACUAACCGUUGGGCCUCAAAUGAACCACGCCUCCACUCUACAGCGUCCAAGUUCUACGACACCAGGUGGCAAACAUCACAGGAAAUCUGCAGAUUCUAGCGGAAAGUACAACACAUUCAGCACCAGGGAGGGGUAUUGUGGCGAGAGAAGCAGUCAUCUAGAAUUGAAUCAGAGCGCUACCUUCAGUGAGAGAGGCCAACUCCAAAGACGACAGAAUUCUCUAACAACGGACAAUUCUCUCACCGAGGGCCUUGGAACAAAUAGCCUCACGCAUCAUAGAAUACCGCGCCCGAUUUCGUCUCACACUGACCGUUUGGCAGGCAGCGUGGACAUUGAAAAUGGGGCGGCUCCCUCUGUUGAGCAUGAUGAACAUCUUGUUGUAGCGUCGUUGCUCUCACCAACCAAGAAAUCAAGAGCCGGCGUUGGCGACCAGGGAACUGACAUACAAAAUGAUCAUCCAACCAUUUCACGCCAGCAGAGCGUAGCCCGACUGUGUGAGUACCACCUGGCCAAGCGUAUUUCGAAUUUGCAAAACGAAACCCAAAGUUCCCUUCAAGGUUCUUUGUGCUCAUCACUGGAUGCUGGCGGUAGCACAAAUAGUAGCGUGUGUGUAACCCCGACAGACUCGCCACUCGGCCCAGGCACUGUUGAAUCCAAACAACAGCACCUUCAGAGACACCCGCUCUCUAGUUCGUCCUCUUCAUUACUCAGAGUGCUAAACCAUGAGGAUAUGAAGCCAGGGAUGGCCCACGGUAUUCCUGGCCUAGGCACACAUGGGAAGGAUCUUCAUCCACAUGCAGACCCAGCCCUGCUUCGGAAAAUGCUGCCAAACAUACACCCACCAGCUGCAGGAGCAGCUAUGCCUUCAAAACACAAAGAGACCACAGGUACUGGAAGCAAAAGGUCCCUCAAUGAACUGCAUGCUAAACAAAAUUCCUGUUCAAAGGGCCUGAGCCAUAAAGAAGGCAGUGAGGCCUACAGACAGUUGAUAAACUAUCUGACAGUCAGUCAAAUGCAUCAGGGAGGGAAGCUCCACAGCGCAGGUAUGGGUAACGCCGUGAAAAAGGACACCCGCCGAUACAUCACCAGUAAUCCUCAGUUGGUAGAGAUGGUUAGGAAUAGAGGGAAUGCUCGCUGCCCUUGUAUGCCCUCCUCAUUAUCCUCUCCUUUUUUAAGCCCGAGUGUAGUCAACGCAAACCGAAACCCACGACCGUACUACUCCGCCACACUUCCUGCUAAACUCAAACGAAGUCCUGAAACGCAUGCUCAGAGACCCAGUGAUUGUCUGGAUGUGAAGCAUGCCACAUCAGAGAGAAGGAGCUCUUUCUCUGGACUUGAAUGCGAACUAGAGAGAAGUGGUAUGGACCCUGACCAUUUCCUCUCAAUUUGCAAGAGGGAAGGGUACAUUGGCAGCAAUCGUGACGGUACUCCCAGUCGCCUUCCACCCCGCUCAAAAAGUCAGCCAGGCGGAAGCCCAGAGGACUGGUUUAGAUCAGACUCGCAAGUGAAACAGUCAGUUCGCCAGUCGCCUCAUUGUCACCCUAAUGAUAAUCUUUGUUUUUCUCCUGCCUCCAGUAUGAGUGGUACACGAAGCGAUCCCAUCAGCCUCUCACUGGGACGAGGGGACCACCCCUCAGCUUUUUCCAAGCAGACUUCUACUACCAGUAGAACAAGCAUUGCCUCCCCGACCCCUAUCACCCCGCCACCUCCUCCACAGUCUCCCCCACCUCUUUCGUCCUUACCACAGCAUGUUAGCACAAGCUACAACAGUUUAGGAUGUUCACAAGACUUCUUGCAUCCGAUCCAGCCGCGUCAAAAUCAUAACCACAUCCAUGCGGCGACGCCAACCCCAACACAAACUGAGCCCUUGUGUAACAGCCUCCAAAGGGGUCGUGAGCUGAAACGUAGCUGCAGCAAUGUUACCGCCAGUUCCUGUAGCGUAGAUGUACUGUUUGAAAAGCCAUCUCGUAGUCGCAGCCAGCAGCCUCUGUCACCCUCACACCCAGCCCAGGCAGACAGCAAAGUGCAGCGGCGGCCGGCACGAAAGCGGCUUUCUAAGAGCUACUCUCAAGGCUCGGUGUCCUCCCACACCACUUGCUGGCCCUCAGGCAGCAGGGUUGACAGUAGAAGAGCGUCCGUCGCAUUUCCUUUGCACAAAGACCACAAACAAAUAAAGAGCUCUCAGAAAUUCGAUGCAAGCCCAUGGAGAUGCAAUGGUCCUUUUAGCUACUGUUUCUUUAAACGGAAAAGUGAAGGGGAAGAGGACGACGUUGAGUGGGAGAAACCCAGACGAAGCCGCUUAUCGAACGAGAUUGACAAUGACUGUCCUGCAGCUUUGGCUAUUUUCCCCUGUGGUUCAACGCUGGAUGCAGCUGGGGAGCAGCUCUACGGAGAAGUCCUCAACAACAUGAGCUUCAGUGACCGGCUUGCAAGAGUCAAUGCACUCAAGGAUCGCAUGUACAGCUACCCUUCUGGUUUCACCGACGUCCGUCGUGACGCUAGUGAGCUCAUCGCUCUUGUCCGGUCUAGUGUGGGUCGCUGUGAUCGAGGAGCCCAGAUGCCAAUCCAAGACGUCUCCCAGUACAAGCAGCUUCUUUCUGUCGAGUCAAAAGAAUUGGGGCGAGCUUGUCGCAGAAUGUCGCAAGCGCACAGCAGUCCGGAAGAGAUGCUGCUGGCUGUAACAUGCAGCUUUCAGGUGCUAUGUUGUCUCUGCGAAGCUUGUAUGUGUUUGGUGAAGGGCCUCGGUACUUCAGCCUCACAUCAACAAAGAGAGGUUGUGGCUAAGGUGGAUGAGGUUGUUAUGAACUACAUAUGUUUACUUAAAGCCGCGGAGGCUGCCACAGUGGGAGCACCAGGGGAGCACAGUGUGAAAGCCCUUGUCCGCCACUCAAGUACAAUGUCGGCCAUCGCUAACGCACUCACCCGCUCUCUUAAAACGCUGCUCAGUAAGUAGAGGCUUCUACCUUUGCUGUCUUGUGUGGCCUAUGCAGUCAGUAGAAGUCUGCCUUUAAGCUUAGUACAUUUUGAUGACUGGAAAAGUCACAAUUUUGAGUUUUAAAAAAGACACAACAGCCUCCAUAUCAAAAAGUCUGUAUUAACGCAAGCAAACAAUGUGCAGAGAAGGCAUUACUUUAAAGAGGGAGAUAGACCUAACAACUAAUUUGCCAGAAUUCUAUUGCUUUUUCUUAGGAGAAUAUUGAAAUGUUUAUUAUUACAAGCCAUAAUAUUGAUCUUUGUAAUAUAGCUUACAUGCAUACCUUAUUGAGACCCUUUUAUCUGUGCAUUAUGUAACUUAUAUUUAAAAUAAUGUUUAUAAUGUACAUAAACACAUAUUUAUUUGAUGUAGCAGUUUUAAAUAAACAUCACAAUUACCAAUACACAAUAUAGGGCUUAAAGCUUUGCUUUCAUUCAGUUCGAUAAUGCAGUUUAUAUGAUAUAUUGUUACAGUCAAUUUGUCACUGUAAAUUUUGAACUCAAAUGGUUAUAUUGUUAUUUUAUUUAUAUAAGAAUUAUUAAUGUCAAAAACAAAGUGAAGGGGAAUAAGAAAUACAGGGACAAUGAAAUUGCACUGCAUUGAUCAUUGCCUCAUUUUUCACCUAGAUCUUUUCAGGAGAGCCUGAGCACUGUUAAACCAAGUUUACCCUCGAGAUAAGAAAAGAAGAAAAAAAAAUUAUAUAUAUAUAUAUCACUAUUAAUGACUGACGUUCGAUUCGAUUUAUUUUUACAUGCUUUUGUCUUUUAUUAUCUGUCCUUGGGGUCAAUCCUGUGCUUGAAUGGAGUAUUAUUCUACACAAUAUAUGGAAAAUGCAGUUUUGUCUCAUGACAAGAUGUAAAACUUCCUUUUUCUUCAAUGAUCCCAUUAAAAAAUGGUUUCUCUUUGUCUCUGAUUUUGUUCCUUUGAUCUUCCUUUGAUCUUUUAGUGUUUUGGUGUUGGAAAUGAAUCAAGGUGGAGUUACAAGAAGAACGGUAAAGUUAGUGAUUGAGCCGUAGGGUCGAGGCCCAUAGUUGGGCCGUGAGCGCCCCCUUG
Messenger RNA from Synchiropus splendidus (mandarinfish), 7544 nucleotides. RefSeq names its product FERM and PDZ domain-containing protein 4-like. The record is from RefSeq and is a predicted model, not a curated record. Bases 627 to 6470 code for a protein of 1947 amino acids. The transcript has 16 exons. Gene Ontology annotation, molecular function: protein binding. NCBI's taxonomy places the organism in Eukaryota, Metazoa, Chordata, Actinopteri, Syngnathiformes, Callionymidae. Gene Ontology annotation, cellular component: cytoskeleton.